Molecule: messenger RNA, 3656 nt
Organism: Glycine soja
Lineage: Eukaryota; Viridiplantae; Streptophyta; Magnoliopsida; Fabales; Fabaceae
Product: TMV resistance protein N-like
Exons: 5
Coding region: 47-3346 (1099 amino acids)
Biological process (GO): signal transduction; defense response
Molecular function (GO): ADP binding; protein binding
Source: RefSeq, a predicted model, not a curated record
UAUCCACAAACACUUGUUCUUCUUCCUUCACAGUUUUGCAAUUGUAAUGGCUUCUACUUCUAAUGCCAUCUUCCAAUGCACCUCUUCUUCUUCUUCUUCGUUUGAGUAUGACGUGUUUGUGAGCUUCCGCGGUGAAGACACACGCAACAGCUUCACCGCUUUUCUUUUUGAAGCUCUGAAAAAACAAGGCAUCGAGGCCUUCAAAGAUGAUAAAGAUAUCAGGAAAGGCGAAUCCAUAGCACCAGAGCUAAUACGAGCCAUUGAAGGGUCUCAUGUUUUCCUUGUUGUCUUUUCCAAGGACUAUGCUUCCUCAACUUGGUGCCUGCGUGAACUAGCACAUAUCUGGAAUUGCAUUCAAACAUCUCCCAGACUUCUUCUGCCUAUUUUUUAUGAUGUUGAUCCAUCACAAGUGCGAAAACAGAGUGGAGACUAUGAGAAAGCCUUUGCCCAACACCAACAAAGUUCCAGGUUCCAAGACAAGGAAAUUAAAACAUGGAGAGAAGUUCUGAACCAUGUAGCCAGUCUCUCUGGUUGGGAUAUCAGAAAUAAGCAACAACAUGCAGUGAUUGAAGAAAUUGUUCAGCAGAUAAAAAAUAUCUUGGGUUGCAAAUUUUCUAUUCUUCCAUAUGAUAAUCUAGUUGGGAUGGAAUCUCAUUUUGCUAAAUUGUCAAAGCUAAUAUGUCUGGGGCCGGUUAAUGAUGUUCGAGUUGUUGGAAUUACUGGCAUGGGUGGAAUAGGAAAGUCCACUCUUGGUCGAGCUUUAUAUGAAAGAAUCUCUUAUCGAUUUAAUUCUUCUUGUUAUAUUGAUGACAUAAGCAAACUUUAUGGACUUGAAGGUCCAUUAGGUGUACAAAAGCAAUUACUUUCUCAAUCUCUAAAGGAAAGAAAUCUAGAGAUUUGCAAUGUAUCUGAUGGAACAAUUUUGGCAUGGAAUAGGCUAGCCAAUGCAAAUGCACUUAUAGUUCUUGACAAUGUUGAUCAAGAUAAACAACUUGAUAUGUUUACAGGGAGUAGAAAUGAUCUGUUACGUAAACGCCUAGGUAAAGGGAGCAUAAUUAUUAUAAUUUCUAGGGAUCAACAAAUAUUGAAGGCACAUGGAGUAGAUGUUAUUUACCAAGUGAAGCCAUUGAAUGACAAUGAUGCUCUUCGAUUGUUUUGCAAAAAAGUAUUCAAAAAUAAUUAUAUCAUGAGUGAUUUUGAAAAGUUGACUUAUGAUGUACUAUCACAUUGUAAAGGUCAUCCUUUAGCAAUUGAAGUAGUAGGCUCAUCUUUAUUUGAUAAAGAUGUUUUACAUUGGAGAAGUGCAUUAACUUGGUUAAGGGAAAAUAAAAGUAAAAGUAUUAUGAAUGUGUUGCGAAUAAGUUUUGAUCAAUUAGAGGAUACACACAAGGAAAUAUUUCUAGAUAUUGCAUGUUUCUUCAACAAUGAUAUGGUGGAAUAUGUGAAGGAAGUUCUAGAUUUUCGUGGAUUUAAUCCCGAAUCUGGCCUACUAGUUCUCGUUGAUAAAUCACUCAUAACCAUGGAUUCAAGGGUGAUUCGAAUGCAUGACUUGUUGUGCGAUUUGGGCAAGUAUAUUGUUAGAGAAAAAUCGCCUAGGAAGCCAUGGAAGUGGAGCAGGUUGUGGGAUGUUAAAGAUUUCCUUAAAGUUAAGUCAGAUAAUAAGGCAGCAGAAAAUGUUGAGGCCAUAGUUCUUUCAAAAAAAUCUGUCAUUCUUCAAACAAUGAGGAUCGAUGCUCUAUCAACAAUGAGUAGCCUUAAGCUUCUCAAAUUUGGAUAUAAGAACGUUGGCUUCCAAAUUAAUUUUUCAGGAACACUUGCUAAGCUUUCCAAUGAAUUAGGAUAUCUUAGUUGGAUAAAGUAUCCUUUUGAGUGUUUGCCACCAAGUUUUGAACCGGACAAACUUGUUGAGUUGAGACUACCUUACAGCAACAUCAAACAACUUUGGGAAGGUACAAAGCCUCUACCCAAUUUGAGGCGUUUGGAUCUCUUUGGCUCCAAAAAUCUAAUUAAAAUGCCAUAUAUUGAAGAUGCCCUAUAUCUUGAGAGUCUUAAUCUCGAAGGAUGUAUACAACUCGAAGAGAUCGGCCUGUCCAUUGUUCUUUCACCAAAGCUUACUUCUCUGAAUUUAAGAAAUUGCAAAAGUCUUAUCAAGUUGCCACGGUUUGGAGAGGACCUAAUUCUUGGAAAGCUAGUUCUCGAAGGAUGUCGAAAACUCAGACACAUUGAUCCAUCCAUCGGUCUUCUAAAAAAGCUCAGAGAAUUGAAUUUGAAAAACUGCAAAAAUCUAGUAAGCUUACCCAAUAGCAUACUAGGCCUCAAUUCUCUUCAAUAUCUGAAUCUCUCUGGCUGUUCAAAAGUGUACAACACCGAGUUAUUGUAUGAACUAAGGGAUGCAGAGCAAUUGAAGAAGAUUGAUAAAGAUGGAGCUCCUAUUCAUUUCCAAUCAACAUCUUCCGACUCCAGACAACAUAAAAAAUCAGUUAGUUGCUUAAUGCCUUCCUCCCCAAUAUUUCAAUGUAUGCGUGAACUUGAUCUAAGUUUCUGUAAUUUAGUUGAAAUCCCUGAUGCUAUUGGAAUUAUGAGUUGCUUAGAAAGGCUAGAUUUAAGUGGUAACAAUUUUGCUACACUGCCCAACCUCAAGAAGCUUUCCAAACUGGUCUGUUUAAAGUUACAACAUUGCAAGCAGUUGAAAUCUUUGCCUGAGCUCCCUUCACGGAUUGAAAUCCCAACUCCUGCAGGCUAUUUUGGAAACAAAGCAGGAUUAUACAUUUUUAACUGCCCAAAAUUAGUUGAUAGGGAACGCUGCACUAACAUGGCUUUUUCAUGGAUGAUGCAAUUGUGUUCUCAGGUGAGAUUGUUCUCUUUAUGGUAUUACCAUUUUGGAGGUGUUACUCCAGGAAGUGAAAUACCAAGGUGGUUCAAUAAUGAGCAUGAGGGAAAUUGUGUAAGCUUAGACGCAUCUCCUGUUAUGCAUGACCGUAAUUGGAUUGGCGUUGCGUUUUGUGCAAUAUUCGUCGUACCUCAUGAAACACUCUUAGCAAUGGGUUUUUCAAAUUCAAAAGGGCCAAGGCAUUUGUUUGGUGAUAUUCGAGUGGAUUUUUAUGGAGAUGUAGAUCUAGAACUUGUUUUAGACAAAUCAGAUCACAUGUGCCUAUUCUUUCUUAAACGACAUGACAUCAUUGCAGAUUUCCAUCUCAAGCACAGAUAUCUUGGCAGAUGGGUUUCGAGAUAUGAUGGAGUGUUGAAAGAGUCAUAUGCGGAGGUGAAGAAAUACGGAUAUCGCUGGGUAUAUAAAGGGGAUAUAGAACAAAGGAAGCGCAAAUUUGGGGAAAUUGAAGAAAAGUGAGCAGAAGGGAGAAAAGAUGAUGCAAGCUGCUCCCAGGAAAAGACAAAAAAGUUGAAUGUUAGGGUGUAGAAUCAUCAUUUCUUCUCUCAUUUUAUCCAUUUGAGUCGUCCUUCACUCAUCCCAACAAUUCACAAGUGUCAUAAAGGGAACUCAUGCAAAUUUUUAAUAAGCUUGGUGGCGUAAAAUCAGGUUUUUGGUUGUUAUGGGAUGCUUGUGUAGCUGUCUUUGUUGGUUAAGAAUAUUGCUUUUUUUCCUUUUUUGGUUUGAGUAAUGUUUAACAGAGACUGAUGCAAUUUCUCGUUUUCAGUCC